AUGGAGAAACCAUUCAUUAACAUUUGUGAUCUGGCAGAACAACAACAAGCAACUUCAGAGACUCUUGCAUCAGAGGACUGGGGCCUUAAUGUGGAAAUCUGUGACCUCAUUAAUGAGUCUGAAGAUGGCCCACGCGAUGCAAUUAAAGCAAUCAGGAAACGGCUAACCAGUCAACCCAAGAACUAUACCGUUGUCAUGUAUUCGUUAACGGUACUGGAAACUUGUGUAAAAAAUUGUGGCAAGAGGUUCCACAUUGUUGCUUGCAGUAAAGACUUUGUGCAAGAACUAUUGUUAAACUCAUUGGUCCUAAGAACGAGCCCCCAGCUGCAGUCCAAGAGAAAGUCUUAUCUCUCAUCCAAGCGUGGGCCGAUGCAUUCCGUCACCAACCUGAGCUUUCAGGAGUUAGUCAGGUAUAUGCAGAUUUAAAACACAAAGGAGUUGAAUUCCCAAUGACCAACCUGGACACUAUGGCUCCUAUUAUUACACCACAACGGGUA
Macrobrachium nipponense is the source of this 497-nucleotide messenger RNA. RefSeq names its product target of Myb1 membrane trafficking protein-like. The record is from RefSeq and is a predicted model, not a curated record. NCBI's taxonomy places the organism in Eukaryota, Metazoa, Arthropoda, Malacostraca, Decapoda, Palaemonidae. The coding region runs from base 1 to 426 and encodes 141 amino acids. Gene Ontology annotation, molecular function: clathrin binding; ubiquitin binding; phosphatidylinositol binding. Gene Ontology annotation, biological process: signal transduction. The transcript is spliced from 5 exons. Gene Ontology annotation, cellular component: endosome; membrane.